This is a messenger RNA of Cuscuta epithymum, 352 nucleotides long. The record is from the annotation of a GenBank genome assembly. NCBI's taxonomy places the organism in Eukaryota, Viridiplantae, Streptophyta, Magnoliopsida, Solanales, Convolvulaceae.
GUUCUUACAAAGGGCCUACCUCCUAUGGUGUGAUCACAAUGAUUAGGGAAGACGAAGUCUUGAAAGUGUAUGACAAUCCUAAAGACAAAAACAAAGGGCUUGAAGAAAUUUCUGACAUGGAGAAGAGUGGCUCGACAGCAGACAACUUGGAGGGAAGCACCCAAACGAAAUCAGUUGAGACUGUUGACCUAGAGAAGGAAGUGGAGGAUGGUGUCACGCCUACUCAAACUAUACUUAAGACUAAGAGGAUCGAAGCAGAAGAGACUCUAAAAAGGAACUUGAUGGGGCAGUUUUCUACUAACGGCAAGAAGUUGAAGACCAAAAUUAAGAAGGAACCAGAAUAGAGGAGCAG